AUGCAACCUUUUGGACCUACUGCAGGUGCCUGCCUGCAUCAUGACCUUGGAACCCGGUUUAGCCUCAGAUCCAUGUGUGUCCGUUGGGUUGAGUUUGGUGCGAAGGUGCCUUCCGUUUUCUUUGACCCUCCUGACCGAGCUUACCCAGCGCCAUCUGCGCCUGCCUUCGACGACUAUCAUCUGCCCAAGUUUCCCUUCUACCAGAGGAACUCCAGACGAGCACCUCUUUCUCACAGGCACAUUGUCCUUCGCCAGCCCUCGUGUAGCAAACCUCUUAACCCAGGCGACACAUGCUCCCCUCUUGCUGAUCACAAAUACCAUGAACGCGUUAUCCUUCUUGUCGUAGUCUUUGCAGCAACAGAAUCCAGCGGCCGGCCUUUUCCACCCGUCGAGGCUCUUGUCUUCUUCGGCACGAUUACACCGUGGGGCUUUCAUGAAGAUAUUAGCCGACUUCAGAAGUUCCUACAAGACGUAGAUGCGAGGCUACUGAAGCAAGAGGAGACACUUUCAAGCAUCAAAUUGGCCGUCAAUGAUGCUCAGGAGAAGUUGUCAUCGGGCGAGUCACGAUUCCGAGGCAUGCAAGACCAUCACAAAGCAAUUGAGAUGCAACUCAAUACUUUCCAAAAUGGCCACAAAGGCCUUGAGUCAAGACUGGAGAAGCAUGUUGCUAUACUGGAGGAAAGACUGAGCGAUCAGGACGCCAUACAACCACCCAACCCACAGCUUUCUCCCGAGGACGCUCAAGUUCUUGAGUUGUUCAAAACUUACCAGAGUCAUCUCGCUGAGCUCAUGAGUCUGGUGGACUCGCCAGAGAAAAUCGAGUUCCUGAAACAAAGCAUUACUCGCCGUGGUAGCGAGGAGGAUACUGCAAAGACUCCAACGGUGUCUCCCCUGACCACCCCAGGGGCGAACAGGUUCCACAUGGAGCCACCAGCACCCGAUGCUGCCUUCACAGCAGUUCCGUUCCCAAGAGCAAUGGACAGGUUUCGCAGAUGGCUGGAAGCAUUUGCUGACCGCUAUGAGGAUCAACCACCUCGAUUCGAGCAUCACUUCAUCAGUUCUCUGAUGAUAGGCCAGCGCCGCCUCGUGGCUGAUUUCGUGCAGCAGAUCAUUCUCGAUAAAUGCCGCUCGGCGAAGAGAUGCCCACUCAGCCAACCGCAAGGGCAGAAUGCCGUUACCUUGUUUGUGGACUUUAAAACGGUGACUUGGCCGCAGGUCUUCGAUGCUCUCACAAACGCAGAGUAUGCUCCCCUGAUUGAAAGGCUUCAGGAGGAGGAGGCUCUCCGGGCCAGAGAGAAGGCGAGACGCAACGAAAGGACUAGGAAACCCGUGACGGCCGGCCCGCUGUUCAGCACUGACGUGUUAUGGAAGCCUUCGAGCUGGGUGGGCGCUGCUGACCCAGAGUUGUGA
Messenger RNA from Neoarthrinium moseri, 1410 nucleotides. RefSeq lists its product as uncharacterized. Lineage: Eukaryota; Fungi; Ascomycota; Sordariomycetes; Amphisphaeriales; Apiosporaceae. The coding region runs from base 1 to 1410 and encodes 469 amino acids. The transcript is spliced from 2 exons. The record is from RefSeq and is a predicted model, not a curated record.